This is a messenger RNA of Cryptomeria japonica (Japanese cedar), 2001 nucleotides long. Its product is annotated as galactomannan galactosyltransferase 1. Gene Ontology annotation, cellular component: membrane; trans-Golgi network; endosome. Lineage: Eukaryota; Viridiplantae; Streptophyta; Pinopsida; Cupressales; Cupressaceae. The transcript has a single exon. The coding region runs from base 352 to 1746 and encodes 464 amino acids. The record is from RefSeq and is a predicted model, not a curated record. Gene Ontology annotation, molecular function: galactosyltransferase activity.
ACAUGCAUGUGACCAUCUUGUUGUUCGUACAUAUUCUUGCAGGAGACACCCAUAAGGGUGUGAACGUGGAGCCCGAAGAACAGAGCGGGAUUGACGGUAUAUAUAUUUAUUGUAUAUAUCAAUGCACUGUGUGCAUAUAUAUGCAUAUGAGGGCGUACGCCAUUGGGUGGUUUCGUGGUUAUAAUUGGAAUUGGCCGUUACUUUUGAGUUUUAAUUUUUGUAAUAGAGAGUAAAGUUCCGGCAAUUGCAGGUAAGCUUUAUUCUUGUGUUUACAAGAGGAAUGAAAACUAGGUUUUGGUAGGAUUUUUUGCUCUGUUUUUGGUUCGUUUCUUUCGGAGUUUUUUAGUGAAUAUGGAUGGCGGUGUGAUGGGAAAAAGUACAAUGGAUGGAGGGUCUGCAACACAUUUUAAGGGGUGGAGGAAAAAAUUUAGGGUGGAUGGUCUGUGUGAUUGGCUGGUUUUCAUGGGAGGUGUUGUGUCAGCAUUGUUUCUUGUGUGGGCUCUGUGGAGAGUUGGGUCUUCAAAUUAUACCAUGGAGACUCUAAAAACAGAAGGCAAUCCUGUAACUCACAAGUGCCAGGGGAGCAACAGUGGUGAGACCAGCUAUAGUGGUGUCGGUGACUGGGACAAGGGACCUGAAAAUUUUUACAAUGAUCCACAGGUCGGUUAUACAAUUGGGAAAACAAUUAAGGGCUGGGAUAUGAAGAGAAAGAUGUGGUUGGAGCAACACCCACAUGCUAAAAAUUAUGCAAAGUCAAGAGUUUUAUUAGUGACUGGCUCUCAAGCCACCCCCUGCAAGAACCCGAUUGGAGAUAAUUUGUUGUUGAGGUCUUUCAAGAACAAAAUGGAUUACUGCAGGCGCCAUGGGGUUGACAUAUUUUAUAACACGGUGUUGUUGGAAGAGCAUAUGUAUACUUUUUGGUCCAAGAUCCCAUUGGUGAGGGCAGCCAUGGUGGCCCAUCCCGAGGCAGAGUGGAUCUGGUGGAUGGACGCUGAUGCAGUCAUUACAGACAUGGAUUUUGAACUUCCACUUGAGAGCUAUGAGAACUAUAACAUGGUGUUGCAUGGUUGGAAGCAUUUGGUCUAUGAAAAGAGGAGUUGGACGAGCAUAAAUGCUGGAAUUUUUCUGAUGAGGAACUGUGAAUGGUCCAUGGAAUUCAUGGAGAGGUGGGCUAGUAUGGGCCCACAAACCCCUCAAUUUGAUGCAUCUAGUGAACUGCUCUCAGAUACUCUGCCAGAUAGAGCCUUUAAGGACUCUGAUGAUCAGUCUGCAAUUGUGUAUUUGCUGCUCAAGGAGAAGGAGAAAUGGGGCGAUAAGAUAUUUUUGGAGAAUUUAUAUAAUCUGAAUGGGUAUUGGGUUGAGAUUGUGGGGAGCUACGAGGAUAUUGAAAAUAUCUACAAGGCUGCGGAGAAGGAGCAUCCUAUACUGAAUCAGAGGCAUGCGGAGAAAAUGAGCAGGGAAUAUGCAGAGAUGAGGAAGUUAUAUAUGGGGUUUGAUAAAAAGGCUGUUUCGAUGGGGCAAGCUGAAAUGAACAAGAGGAGGAGGCCAUUUGUGACACAUUUCGCAGGGUGUCAACCUUGUAGUGGAAAUCACAACAAGAUUUACAGUUCAGAGAAUUGCUGGAAAGGAAUGGAGAGAGCUUUAAAUUUUGCGGACAAUCAGGUGUUGAGAAAUUAUGGCUUCAAGCAUGACAAUCUUUCAUCCAAUCAUGUAACGCCAAUAUCAUCAUUCUAUAUUCCAUUUUAAAUUAGCCCAAAACUUUACUACUUGUGUAUUUCUGUAGAUAGUAGAAAUCAUCAUUGUUUUGUAAGGAUUGAAGCCUUUUGGCAGGCCUACAUAUCUAUCAUUUUGAUGGUACAUUGUUCGCUUCUUUAUUAGAAAUUACUCAUUUUCUAAACUCCUUCAUGGUACUAUUUUGAAUGGUCAUUAAGAUUGCCAGAAGGACAAAGAUGUAAGUAAUAUUCCAACAAAUACGUUAAAUGGUAAUGACAGUUAGUUCAA